Molecule: messenger RNA, 877 nt
Organism: Lactuca virosa
Lineage: Eukaryota; Viridiplantae; Streptophyta; Magnoliopsida; Asterales; Asteraceae
Source: the annotation of a GenBank genome assembly
CACGAUUUUGCUAUGUUCAGAAGUUGCGAUAUUUUCAAUGGCAGCUUUGAUACCACCACUGUCAUUCAGACCCACUCAAACAAUCACCCUGAGCUUCCCUCUCAUCUACAGAUCCUCCCCUAAAUCAUUUGCAACAAAAAUGGCUUUCCGUGUCACUGCCGCUGCCGCCUCUGCUUCCGCCAUCACUACAAGAAAGCUUCCCGUUUUGCUGUUCGACAUAAUGGACACGAUUGUUCGCGAUCCUUUUUACCACGACAUCCCUGCAUUCUUCGGAAUGUCCAUGAAGGAACUAUUAGACUGCAAACAUCCUACAGCGUGGAUCGAGUUUGAAAAAGGUCUUAUUGAUGAGAUGGAACUAGAAAGAAUAUUUUUCAAAGAUGGAAGACAAUUUGACUUGGAAGGUCUCAAAAGUUGUGUAAGUCAAGGUUACUCCUAUAUUGAAGGUGUUGAAGAACUUCUUAGUACACUGAAAGAUAAUGGCUAUGAGAUGCAUGCUUUUACAAAUUACCCAAUAUGGUACAAAAUGAUAGAGGACAAAUUGAAGAUUUCCUCUUACUUAUCUUGGACAUUUUGUUCAUGUAUAAUGGGAAAAAGAAAGCCUGAUCCCCUUUUCUAUUCAGAAGUUAUAAAGUACCUUGACACCGAGCCACAUAAUUGUGUCUUUAUUGAUGACAGGAUGAAGAAUGUAGAGGCUGCAAAAGAAGCUGGCAUCAUUGGAUUACAGUUCAAGAAUGCAGAUUUGUUGAAGCAGGAUUUAUCUCUUUUGGGCAUCAAAUUUGAAAACAAGAACAUGAAAAACAAGUUUGAGCAAACACAUGGACUAUGAAACUAUGAAACCAUCCCCUAUAAUGGUUCAUACAUUUUUAGCAUUUCUUUU